Symbiodinium sp. CCMP2456 is the source of this 267-nucleotide messenger RNA. NCBI's taxonomy places the organism in Eukaryota, Dinophyceae, Suessiales, Symbiodiniaceae. The record is from the annotation of a GenBank genome assembly.
GUCUCGCAAGCCUUCGUCUGCGGGCCUUCUGCAAGAGCUGCACCUGAGGUGGAUGCGCGCGUCUUGGGUGCCACCUUCGCUGGGCUGUCUCCCCUAGCAGUCGAACAGCCUGCCAGCGCCUACGACAGCGUGGUCGCGAUGCUCCAGAGCUGGCUGGUAGGCGGCAUUGCCCUUGUCCUUAUCUACGGGGCCGCCUUGGUGGCGGCUGUGGCGAACCCGCUGACGAAGAGGCGCCUGGAGGUCAGGGAUCAGGUGGAGCGCAAGUGA